This is a messenger RNA of Aspergillus clavatus NRRL 1, 1161 nucleotides long. RefSeq names its product kynurenine--oxoglutarate transaminase. Gene Ontology annotation, biological process: biosynthetic process. The transcript has 8 exons. Gene Ontology annotation, molecular function: L-kynurenine:2-oxoglutarate transaminase activity; pyridoxal phosphate binding. Bases 1 to 1161 code for a protein of 386 amino acids. Lineage: Eukaryota; Fungi; Ascomycota; Eurotiomycetes; Eurotiales; Aspergillaceae. Gene Ontology annotation, cellular component: mitochondrion; cytoplasm. The record is from RefSeq and is a predicted model, not a curated record.
AUGGGCCAAGGCUUCUUUGGUUAUAACCCUCCUCAAUUCGCUCUCGAUGCGGCCAAGGAAGCCCUCGACCGGGUCGAUUGUAACCAAUACUCGCCUACCAAGGGCCGUCCUCGUCUUAAGAAAGCUAUCGCUGAAGCUUACUCUUCAUCUUUCGGUCGUACCCUGAACCCUGAUACGGAAAUCUCCAUCACCACAGGCGCAAAUGAAGGAAUGCUAAGUGCAUUCAUGGGUUUCAUCGAACCCGGGGACGAAGUCAUCAUUUUCGAACCUUUCUUUGACCAAUAUAUCAGCAACAUUGAGAUGCCUGGUGGCACCAUUCGCUAUGUGCCACUUCAUCCUCCCAAGGACGGUGCGACAAGGACAUCACCGGCGUCAGAGUGGACGAUAGAUUUCGAGGAGCUGGAAAGAACCAUCAACACGAAGACAAAGAUGAUUGUCUUGAACUCACCUCACAACCCCGUUGGAAAGGUCUUAUCGCGAGACGAACUCGAACGGAUUGGGGAGUUGUGUGUGAAACACAACCUCAUCAUCCUCUCCGAUGAGGUCUACGAUCGUCUGUACUACGUGCCUUUCACCCGAAUUGCCACUCUGUCACCACAGCUCUGGGAGCGUACUAUCACGGUUGGCUCCGCUGGAAAGGCAUUCUAUGCUACCGGCUGGCGUGUUGGCUAUCUGAUCGGACCCGAACAUUUGAUCAAAUAUGUCGCUGCUGCACACACUCGCAUCUGCUAUAGCAGCGUUUCUCCUCUUCAGGAGGCUGCUGCGGUUGCUUUCGAGCAGGCAGACAAGGUCGGCUUCUGGGAUCAGAGCCGAGAAGAAAUGAAGAAGAAAAUGGAGCGCUUCUGCAAGGUCUUUGAUGAACUCAAUAUCCCGUACUCUGAUCCCGAGGGAGGAUACUUUGUUCUUGCGAACAUGGCCUCUGUCAAACUCCCGGAGGAUUACCCAUUCCCUCCUCAUGUUGCCAACCGGCCCCGCGACUUCAAGCUCUGCUGGUUCCUAAUCCACGAAGUGGGAGUGGCGGCUAUCCCUCCCACAGAGUUCUAUACUGACGAGAAUGCCCAUAUCGCGGAGAAUUACCUUCGAUUCGCAGUCUGCAAGAAUGAUGAUGUUCUAGAAACCGCGAAGGAGCGUCUUCGUGGCUUAAAGAAGUAUAUCUCAUAG